ACGUCCACAAUGACUGGUCGACCGGGCGAUAAACGCUCCACUCUGCCGAGUCGUGGGGCCUCAGUAGAGGCCGCGCACAGCACGGAGAACCUAGCUGAGGAGGAGCGAGAAAGGUAUAUCAUCGAGGAUGGAAUUAGAAAACGGGUUCAACCGGCCCGUAGUCCUCAACGCCAGCUGAACCCGGGCACUGGCAUUGCUGGUUAUCGACAUCCGCGGGCUGGCACGUAA
Molecule: messenger RNA, 228 nt
Organism: Dibothriocephalus latus
Lineage: Eukaryota; Metazoa; Platyhelminthes; Cestoda; Diphyllobothriidea; Diphyllobothriidae
Source: the annotation of a GenBank genome assembly